UGCUAUUCAGUCAGUGGGACAUUUUGCAGUUGGGGGGUGUUGGGUGUGUGCCGCGUGUUCCCAAUUUCCCAAAGGUUGGGGAGCGCCAACGUCUUCGAUAUCUGUCCGUGUACAGAGCCGUGGACGCAAGGUGUGCGAUCUGUGGGCCCUCCUUUUCACACUAUCUCACUUAACGUUGUCGCUCCUGAAGUGAUGUUUGCCGUGCACCUCCAUCGAUCUGGGAGACUUUCUUCAGCUCUGCGGCCAACUGCGGAUCCAUAGUGUACCGUGCACUGCGCCUCUCCUGGAAGGUUGACAAAGCGAUGAAUGAGAGAAACAAUAACCCUCCCAUGUUGUGUAGUGCCCAGUGACAUAGAGCUGUUUCUAUAUCGAGGUCAUUUUCAGUGAACUUUAAGACGUUUCGUCACUUUAGUGUUCAUUCGGGGGAAUGGUUUGACUUUUAUUUCUGUUUCCCAUUCGCUAUCGGUAACCCUUUGUUUAUUUCUGGGCUUUGAUUUCCUUUUCCCAUUAGGGUUUAGUACCCCAUUUGUUUCGGUUUGGAAUCUGAAAGGCUGCUGUGCAUGCGGUGCCUUGAGGAUAUGGCUGACUAGCGUAGCCAGGGCGGUGCGCCUUGGCCAAGGAUGGAAGAGAAUCGAAAGGGAAAGGCUGUGGCUCUAGAUGAACCGGACGAGAAUGACAUGACGGCGGGCGUUCCAGGUGCGUUUGAGGCGUUGCGGCAAAGUCACGAAGAUGCAGCGCUCGCGAGAGCGCUGCAAGCGGAAAUGGACGGCCAGGAGUCGGGAUGGGUAGAAGCGCGCACGUCGUGCCCGCAUGCUUGGUCGGUCUGUGAAGCGGCGAUCGAGCUGCCUAGAUUCGACGCCGUGUGCGAGAAAUGUGGGGACCAGAGUGAGAAUUGGGUUUGCCUGACUUGCAAGAAAGUGUAUUGCGGCCGCUACGUCAACAUGCACAUGUUAGAGCACCAGGAAGAGUGUGGGCACCCCGUUGUUUUAGGAUUUAGGGAUCUGUCCUGCUGGUGCCAUCUUUGCUCAAGCUAUCUUGAUGGGCAGUUAAUUCAGGAGGUGGAACCAUUUUUCAACAUGUACCAUUUGAUGAAGUUUGGCAGUCUGCCUAUUCCUAGGUAGGAUAGAGGCGUGAAGGUGGGGGGGAGGGUGGGAGGGUGGUAGGUGGCGGUAGAACAGGAGAGAGCAGGGAGUUGUGCAAAAAAUAGCUGUGGAAAAGGAGGGUGAGGUUGAAGGAGGGUGAGGUUUUUGUUCUUCUUCUUCGCCGUCUUCUUCUUCUUCUUCUUCUUCUUCUUCUUCUUCUUCUUCUUCUUCUUCUUCUUCAGAUCUUCUUCUUCUUCUUCUUCUUCUUCUUCUUCUUCUUCUUCUUCUUCUUCUUCAGAUCUUCUUCUUCUUCUUCUUCUUCUUCAGAUCUUCUUCUUUUUUCUUCUUCGUUGUCAUCGUACCUGUUCUUCGUCUUCUUCUUUGUCGUUGCCAUGAUGGGUGUUGUUGUAUAACUUGUAUUGGGCAGGGAUAAUUUUUGUGUAUCGUAGUCUUUUUGUAGUUGCUGUCUUCAUGAGGACGUUGAGUUUCGGGGAGUGGAUGUUGUGUAUGUAGUGGAGGGGGGAAGGAGGAGGGCAUGUAUCGUCAAAAGUUUUAACAUAGUGAUUGCUGUAUAGCUCACGGCGUCUUCUCAUUUGCAUUUCACUGUGUUCACUGUUUGCCAGUUUCCUCGUGUGCCCUGAAACCUUGGGAAUGUUUUUGAGAAAUGUGCGCUAAGCGCACGCACAUCUUGGCAUGAGCUGCACACAAAUUCGCACCUUGUGGAAUGAACUCAUCUUGGCAUA
Molecule: messenger RNA, 1825 nt
Organism: Chara braunii
Lineage: Eukaryota; Viridiplantae; Streptophyta; Charophyceae; Charales; Characeae
Source: the annotation of a GenBank genome assembly